AUGCGAGGGGUUUGGUGGCUAGAGGAUAAUGUUGCGCACGAGACCCUGGUGAUCUUCAACGAUGCAAAGUGGCAGCAGUCGGAAGACAAUCCUGCAAUUUGGGAGUUUUUUCAUGACCUGCCGCAAACUUGGUUUCGUGACCCCACACUCUUUGGGUACAUCCUUGGCAUAGCAGCUGCCUGGACAAUGAACGACUCAAAGUGGCCGGAGCAAUGGCAAAGCUUCGUGCCAAUAGUGUUCAACUUCGACAAAGGCAAGGCCCACCUCAAGAAAGAUGAGUGGAUCUUCAGGAUCAACGAGGACGAGUGGCAAAAGGCGGCCUUCAAAGUUCUCCCAGAUGGCACAGUUACGGACGAGGUCACCUAUAUGUACCGCUGGCGGAGGGUGAUGCGCGGAGAUGGCUCAUUGACUUCGGCAUGGGCCGAUAUGGAGGCUAUGAUGAAGCGGCCCUACAGGAACUUUUUCGAUCCUUGGUGCCCUUGCUGGCCGCUUUGUAUUCCUGUGGCGGACAGGAACAUUGAGAUGGCGAAGUCCGGGGGUAUUCAGGUGGGCAUCUUCCGACCAGAGGAGCGCACGGCUACUUUCUCGGGCUGCUGCUGCUUGCCUCCCUGUCCCUGCCCAUGCAUGUGCCCCCUCUUCGCCAAGGUGGAUGGGCAAUGGGCAGAGCAAUUUGGGAGCGCGACUGCGACUUCUUCGGCACCAGCACAACAAGAGAUGGGCGGUUACCAGCCCAUCAAUCAGAAAUGA
Messenger RNA from Symbiodinium sp. CCMP2456, 747 nucleotides. The record is from the annotation of a GenBank genome assembly. Lineage: Eukaryota; Dinophyceae; Suessiales; Symbiodiniaceae.